This is a messenger RNA of Haliotis rubra (blacklip abalone), 2365 nucleotides long. Its product is annotated as probable transaldolase. The record is from RefSeq and is a predicted model, not a curated record. The coding region runs from base 116 to 1087 and encodes 323 amino acids. The transcript is spliced from 9 exons. Lineage: Eukaryota; Metazoa; Mollusca; Gastropoda; Lepetellida; Haliotidae. Gene Ontology annotation, molecular function: transaldolase activity. Gene Ontology annotation, biological process: pentose-phosphate shunt, non-oxidative branch; carbohydrate metabolic process; pentose-phosphate shunt. Gene Ontology annotation, cellular component: intracellular anatomical structure; cytoplasm.
ACAGUCUUGUGUCGUGUGGCAGUGUAGAUAAAGUCCUAUCUCGUUCCACUGGUGAUCUAGAGCACCCUUGCACGAGCACGGAGGUGACAAUCACGAAGAUUCUCUUAAAUCGACAAUGGGUUCCAAGUCGGCACUGGAUGGACUGACAACUGUCACCGUCGUAAGCUGCGACACUGGAGACUUCGACGCCAUGAAGAAGUACAAGCCGACGGAUGCAACAACCAAUCCAUCCCUCAUCUUUGCUGCCUCCAGCAUGCCAGCCUAUCAGCCACUUAUUGAUGAAGCAAUAGAGUAUGCUAAGGCUAAAGGAGGGAGCAUCAAUGAUCAGGUUGGAGAGGCCAUGGACAGGGUGUGCAUCAACUUUGGUUGUGAAAUCCUCAAGAUCAUCCCCGGCCGAGUGUCCACAGAGGUCGAUGCCAGGUUAUCUUUCGAUAAGGAUGCAAUGAUAGCCAAGGCUCAGAAACUCAUCCAGAUGUACAAGGAUUUGGGCAUCGACAAGGAAAGAAUUCUCAUCAAACUCUCCUCAACCUGGGAGGGUAUUGAGGCAGCCAGGUUCCUGGAGAAGAAGCAUGGGAUCCACUGCAACAUGACUCUCAUCUUCAACUUCCACCAGGCUGUAGCUUGUGGACAGGCUGAAGUCACCCUCAUAUCACCAUUUGUAGGCAGGAUAUUUGACUGGUAUGUCAAGAACGGUGAUAAGAAGACCUUCUCCAUGCUGGAAGAUCCUGGUGUCAAGAGUGUCACGAGAAUCUACAACUACUACAAGAAGUCUGGCUUCAAGACCGUUGUCAUGGGAGCUUCCUUCAGAAACGUUGACCAGAUUCUUGGCCUCGCUGGCUGUGAUCUACUCACCAUCUCGCCUUCACUUCUGGAAAAGUUGUCCAAUUCCACUGACCCAGUCCAGGUGUACCUUGACAAAAAAUCAGCACAAAAACUUGACAUUGAUGAAAUAAAUGUUGAUGAGAAGAUGUUCCGUUGGGAGAUGAACGAAGACCAGAUGUCAAAUGACAAACUCUCCGAGGGAAUUCGCCGAUUCACAGUGGAUGCAGUCAAACUGGAAAAUGAAUUGAAAGACAGAUUACUUUAAAACUCACGCAUAGCUUCCUCAUCAGACUCGCAUGGAGUAGGGGAAAUUAAUAUUCAAAUAACAUUGUCUUAUAACAUUAUGGCCACCAGGGUUUAAUGGCUUCAAUAUAUAGCAUUAAACAUGUUACUUGUACAAAAUGGAAUGAAUUUUGUCAUUCCACCCUAUAAACUCAUGUCUAUAAGAGGCCAUUUGAGGUGCUUUAUGUGAAGUAUGUUUGUUUUAACAGGCAGGACUUUUAAAUGCUUGGUUUACAGGUACACGAUAAGCAAUGCAGAGAAUGUCAAAUAUGAAAAGCUUUGUAAUUUUAUUUUAUUCAGUUGGGUUCAAUCUUAUUUGUUGUCAAAACCAAGUUGUGCAUAAAACUGGUUACACUGCUGGACCAGUGACACACACACACAAAUACUUACUUUCCACAAACCGGAAGUUGUUUGUAAAUCUGUAAAUUACAAAAUGGAAAAAAAUCUGGCCAAAGUUGUAUGACGUAGUGGUCUAUCCAGUGAAGAAAUCCUACAAUAUUGAUGCUUGCAGAUGCAGCUGCUAGUUUAGAUGUAGACUGUAUUUAUGACAGAAUUUUUAUGUUUUUUCUCGUGUGAUUGUUGUAAAGUUUCUUUGUUCAUGAAUUUAAAAAAUCAACUCAAGCAUUUCAAAAAAUGAUCUAUUUUAUUUUUAGUUUAUCAAUGUUAUUUGUUUUUUAUAACCAUACUUUAAAAUAUUUGUUGCCUUGUUUUCCAUGGAGCUUUCCUGUAUUGUCUCAUAAUCCCUAGCUUUGAUGUUAUAGCCAAUCACUGUGUUGCUAACUGACACAUGCUUCAGGAUUGCUGUAUGUUAUUGCACAUUCUCAAUAAACGCAAAAUCUGUUUUAACUAAGAAUACAAAGUUUGACAUGUUUAUUUUGUUUAGUCUUCCUGAUUCUUAUCUCUUACUUACAAAAUGUAUGUAUUUGCACGUAAUCACAAUCUCCUUAGUUUUGGCAUUUAUUUUUAUAUCAUUUUGACAGAAAAACGUUCAGUACGAAAACAUGUCUGUGUAGCGUGAGGAUGUCUUUUGCAAGAAGUGUAUGUCGGAACGAUUGAUGUAGUGUGAUGUACAUUUGUGUUUUGUAUAUUAUCGAGUUAUGUAUUUAUACAAUUCAUAAUGUGACACUGCCGCAGUCCCAACAUUUUGUAACAACUGACAUGGGUGUGUCUGAGGACAUUUCAAAGUUGUUUGGAGGAAUCUUUCUUGGGCAAUACUUCCAAUGAGUUUGUCAAUUUGGAGUAUUAAAAAACGUCAAUAUUC